CUCGAGAUUGACAACAAAAGCGCGUGCGCUCAUCCAGUCUCCAAUUCAACAGCGCGACUCGCGCAAGACGAGCUCGAACCGGGGAAUAUGCUUCAAAUGUUAGCGGAACACAAUAAUAUAAGAGUUAUUUCUUAAAAACGAGUUGCACCCUACAAAUUGACAGAACUUCCCUGGGAUUGUGACAGAUUUGGCCAGCUGUCCCUUAUUUACUGACACAAACAUCAUCAUCAAUGAGGACAUUAGGAAUGGCUGUGUUCAAGCAACAAAAAGUGGAGGAUUUCUACGAUAUUGGUGAAGAGCUUGGAAGUGGGCAGUUUGCUAUUGUGAAGCGCUGUAAGGAGAAGAGUACUGGUGUGGAAUACGCUGCAAAGUUCAUAAAAAAGCGUCAGAGUCGGGCGAGCCGGAGAGGUGUUCGGCGAGAGGAUAUCGAGAGAGAAGUGGACAUCCUCCAGGAUCUCCAACACCCCAACAUCAUCUCGCUGCAUGACGUUUACGAGAAUCGCACUGACGUGGUGCUCAUCCUGGAGCUUGUUUCAGGAGGUGAGCUCUUCGACUUCCUGGCUCAGAAGGAGUCGCUGAGUGAAGAGGAAGCCACAGAAUUCAUCAAACAGAUUCUCAAUGGAGUUCAGUACCUGCACUCCAAGAAAAUUUCACAUUUUGACCUGAAGCCUGAGAACAUCAUGCUGCUGGAUAACAACAUCCAACUGCCACGGAUCAAGCUUAUCGACUUUGGUUUGGCGCAUAGGAUCAAAGACGGAGUAGAAUUCAAAAACAUUUUUGGGACUCCAGAAUUUGUUGCUCCAGAGAUAGUCAACUAUGAGCAGCUGGGAUUAGAGGCUGACAUGUGGACCAUCGGAGUCAUCACAUACAUCCUAUUAAGCGGGGCUUCGCCAUUCCUGGGCGACUCCAAACAGGAAACUCUUGCGAACAUAUCAGCUGUUAACUAUGAAUUUGAUGAGGAGUUCUUCGGCAACACAAGUGAACUGGCCAAAAGCUUCAUCAGAGAGCUGCUGGUGAAAGAUACAAGAAAGAGGCUUAAGAUACAAGAUGCACUCAACCACCCAUGGAUUAAGCCUAUAAACCCGCGACAAGCCCUGGUUCGACGACAAUCUGUGGUGAACCUUGAGAACUUCAGGAGACAAUAUAUUCGGAGGAGGUGGCAGCUUUCUUUCAGAAUCGUGGCCCUCUGCAACCACUUGACACGCAUGAUGAAGAAAGAUCACCCCAAACCACAGGACAAACCCAAGAUGGGCUACGUAGGGCGCACGGUGGCCAUGUUCGAAAGAGAGUGUGAAAGCGAUCAAGAGGAGGAGGUGAUACUGAGGAAACCCCGAACCAGGAAGAGAAGUAGCACCUCCUGAAUCUCCUUUGCUGCUCCUAUGACCGACAACAAUACAAGAGUCUCGGCCACACUCAGCUUAUGAGGUGAACCGGCAGCGCGUGCGCCUUUUCCAAAUGCACACAGGUUGGAUUGUUUUUAGAAGGGGUUUGUAUUUGGUUUGUUUGACUUCAUAGAGAUUUGUCACCACAUCUAUAAACAUGAUGCAACAAGAGCAGUUGUGGCAAAUAUAGAAUAAAUGUGUAUAAAUGUAUUAAUGUACAUAUUAGAAUAGGGAAGAUUUUUCUGGAUGUAUUACAAGUUUGUAUGUAAAGUUUACUUGUAAAAUUUCUAAAUACAUAUUAGAGAUGUUUAACGUCACACAUGCCACUUUGAGCCUGGCCUGUCUUAAUAUGUGCCACAACAUUUCUUCAUUCCUUUAUUGUCAUUUCAAUGGUGCAUGAUUGAUAUAGCCAGCUUCAUUUAUUCUGUAUGAAAUUUGUUGAUUGUAUGUGUUAUUUUUUUUUAUUAUUUUACUGUGCUAUUGGUCUCAAGGUGUGGUCACAUUUACCAUUAUUCUGCAUAUUUUUGUGGGAAAUUGCGAAUCAGGAAUUGCGCAUUUUUGUGAAUCAUCUCCCCACACAGAUUUCAGUGUGUUCACGAAUUUCCCUCAAUGACCAACACAAAACUUCUUGAACGUGACUUCCGUGUGGGCAGUGCUUCAUAUAUCGCUACACUAUUGACAAUAUUCACAAUUUCUUUUGCAUUCAAAUCUUAAAAAGAUUAGUAUUUGAUGAAGCAAGUCAGUCUCAAAUGGACUGGGUUCGAAGGCCAGUUUAAAACAGUGUAAUACUCAAUGUUUUAACUAUUAAGUAUCUUAAAUUUCGGCCAAUUAUCAAGCCUGGGUCGACAAUGUCUUGUAAAGCUCUUAAGACAACAGUGAUGUUUCAGAUGCCAUUUUCAUUUCAAAAACCUGUUUAUUGAAAUCAGGGCUGAUUUUUUGGUGCAUGGGAAAGUCCACCCCUCUGUCGGGGAAAGACAAUUAGGAAUUGGCAAUGCUGUUGGAUUGUGAAAUGAAACUAUGCAUACUGUAUCAUUAGCUCUGUUUCCAUCCAUCAUUUUGGGAUAAUGCAGCAUAAAAAAUGCCAGAUGUGCAUAAAUUCGAAAAAUGCACAUUAAAGACUUAAUUAAGCACUUAAUUCCCAGACAGCAUCAUAGUGUUGGCCCAGAUUCGGGCCACAUCUGGUACAUGUGAAAUCCAGACAGAUCUGGCCAGACACUAUGAGAAGACAUGAGAAUGAGAUGGGAAGACAUGCGCAUAAACUAUGAUGGAAACACAUAAAUCCUUCAACGCGCAACAAAAAACCCAUGCGACUUUGCCUCAAUAGUGGAUCUGAUUGGAUAACUGGACUAACCAAUGGACCAUUUUCAUUGCACGGCAUCUCAAAUGUUGGUUUACCUAUUCUGAAAUGCCAAAGUCUGUCAUUAAAGUGGCUUGGUUUAAUUCUUACCCAGAAACAUCUCACAUGAUUGCUUUCCCAAACACCAGGCAACUUCUAGCUCUGACCUUCUAUUACAGAUAUUUUGCGCCAAUUAUCCAGGAAGUGACGAUUUUGUUCUCUUGAGCACAUGGGAUGGAAAUCGUGUUUUUUUCGCAAAUGUUUUAUGCGAUAUUCCAAUUUGGCGCAUGAGGUAAAUUCGCAACUUUGGAUGGAAACGGCUAUUGAGACAUUAUGGUACUUUCAGGACUGCGCCACCUAUUGGUCAGAUGUUAUCAAAAUUAUAAAAAUGAGACAUGUUUUCAUAUAUUUUGAUCCUAGAAUUGUGGUUACGCCAUUGUCUGCCUCUUUGGCUUCAACAUUCCCUUAACCUUACAUAGGACAAGUUAAAAAAUUGGAAAAUUUACUUUUUAAUAGUACAGUAGAUUACAUAUGUAAAUAAUUGUAUCACAGUGUCUUGAGGCUGAAUGUGAUUGUAGGACUGAAAGUGCCCUGUGCUCUACAUACAACACCAUCAGGAAGAGGUUGUAGUACAGUAUCUCAUUGUUCAGGAAUGUGUUCUAUUCAAUGGGCUUAUAAAUCUCAAUGUCAUUUUCUAAGUAGGCUCAAAAGUUCCAAUUUAUUUCUUUAAAAAAAAAUGUAAGAAAUACAGUUGUUCACACUGCUAGAGUAUUAAACCUUAAUUGAUUUUAAACCAUUUUGCAGUUCGUAUUUAUACAUUACAUACCUGUUCAAAUUCUUUUGUUUACGUGUAUAAACAUGACUACAGUAUGUUCAGUGCAUGUUAAUGUAAACCUGUAUCGCAUCACUUCCUGUGCAUCAAGACACAUGAUUGGUGGUGUUAGAGGACUAAACAGUAUUGUUUACCAGUAUAAAUGCCAGAUUUUCCUCUAAGUGGAAAAUAUUCGUAAAAUGUGCCUCAAAAAAAUCUCACUUAUAUCCAUUUAUUUUAUAUUCUUGAUAUGACUCUGUACUUGUGUUGUUCACGACCAAUGUGAAAUGAAAAAAGUUUACUAAGAAUAAAAAAAUGCCCCUUUUGUACAAAUAGGAGAAGUAAUAAAUGAUUAAUAUAUUUAUUAAA
Pimephales promelas (fathead minnow) is the source of this 3898-nucleotide messenger RNA. RefSeq names its product death associated protein kinase 2b (gene dapk2b). Gene Ontology annotation, biological process: intracellular signal transduction; protein phosphorylation; positive regulation of apoptotic process. Gene Ontology annotation, molecular function: ATP binding; protein serine/threonine kinase activity. The record is from RefSeq and is a predicted model, not a curated record. Lineage: Eukaryota; Metazoa; Chordata; Actinopteri; Cypriniformes; Leuciscidae. Gene Ontology annotation, cellular component: nucleus; cytoplasm.